Messenger RNA from Hydra vulgaris (swiftwater hydra), 1179 nucleotides. RefSeq names its product large ribosomal subunit protein uL10. The record is from RefSeq and is a predicted model, not a curated record. Gene Ontology annotation, cellular component: cytosolic large ribosomal subunit. Gene Ontology annotation, biological process: cytoplasmic translation; ribosome biogenesis; ribosomal large subunit assembly. Gene Ontology annotation, molecular function: large ribosomal subunit rRNA binding; structural constituent of ribosome. Lineage: Eukaryota; Metazoa; Cnidaria; Hydrozoa; Anthoathecata; Hydridae.
AAAUAUAAUUUUUAAAUUUUAUUAGUUUAUCAAAGCCUAAAAUAUUUUUAAAAUUUUUACCCACAGCCUCGUUUGCAAACAGUCCUCAGGUUUAAACGCGUGGAGUAUACGACUCAUUUCUUUUACUUCCAAGUUAUUCCUACCUCGUCUUUAAACCGUUAGGCAAUCCUUACUAUAUACAAAAUGGUUAGGGAAGACAGGAAAGCAUGGAAAGCGAAGUACUUCGCUAAAAUUGAUAAGAUGUUAGAUGAAUUUCCACGAUGUUUCCUCGUAACUGUAGACAAUGUAGGAUCUAAACAAAUGCAACAAAUUCGAAUAGCAUUAAGAGGAAAAGGAGAAGUUCUUAUGGGUAAAAAUACGAUGAUGCGUAAAGCCUUAAAAGCUAAAUCUCAAAAGAUUCCUGGUCUUGAAAAAAUUCUACCAUAUCUUGUUGGAAAUAUUGGCUUUAUAUUCACCAAAGAAGAUUUAACUGAAGUUCGUGAUUUGGUUCUCAGUAACAAAAAAAAUGCUCCUGCAAAAGCCGGGUCAAUUGCUCCUCUUGAUGUGUUUAUUCCAGCUGGUAACACUGGUAUGGGUCCAGAAAAAACCUCUUUUUUCCAAGCACUGUCAAUUCAAACCAAGAUUACAAAAGGGACUAUUGAAAUACUUAGUGAUAUUCAUUUAAUCAAGAAAGAUGUCAAGGUUGGUGCUUCUGAGGCUGCUCUUCUUGCUAUGUUGAAUAUUCAACCAUUUUACUAUGGUUUAGUCAUCAAACAAGUUUAUGACAACGGAAGCAUUUUCAGUCCUGAUAUUCUUGAUAUCUCUGACGAUGAUAUAAUGAAGAAAUUUUAUUCAGGUGUUGCAAAUGUUGCUGCUGUUUCAUUGGCUAUUGGGUACCCAACAGCUGUAUCUGUUCCUCAUUCUAUCGUUAACGGAUUUAAGAAUGUUGCAGCUGUUUGUUUGGAAGCAGAUAUCUCUAUUCCACAAAUUGCUAAGAUCAAGGAGUAUUUAGCUGAUCCCAGCAAAUUUGCUGUUGCUGCAGCUCCGGUUGCCGCCCCAGCAGCCGCUGCUCCAGCAGCUGCCAAGAAGGAGGAAGUGAAAAAAGAAGAAUCAGAGCCAUCUGAUGAUGACAUGGGUUUUGGACUAUUUGAUUAAAUGUUGUAUAUGUAAAUCCAGUAGAUUGCUUCUGCAUUAUGUUGA